UUGUAUUUCUGAAGAAUGAGCUGGAAAAGUUUAAGAAAAUAUUAAAUAGAGAAAAUACACAGUACUUUGUGCAGGACUUUACAGAGAAAAUGCGUGAUAUCAAAGAAGCAGCUCUUGAUAUGACACUCUUCUUCCUGAGAGAUAUGGAACAAGUUGAGGCUGCAGAUGCUCUACAAGAUGAGCUGGUCCUCAUUCAUCAGCGACCACUAAAAUCAAACCUGAAGAAGAAGCACCAAUCUCUAUCUGAAGGAAUUGCAAAACAAGGUCACUCUAAGCUUCUGAAGAACAUCUACACGGAUCUCUAUAUGACUCUGAGUGUUAGUAAACAAGUCAAUAUCCAAAAUGAAGCAGGACAAGUUCAGGCUGCUGACAGGCGACAUGAAUCACAAGAGAUUCCAGUUGAAUGCAAAAAUUUAUUUGAAGCACCUGAACAAGACAAUGAGAUCAGAACUGUGCUGACAAAAGGAGUUGCUGGCAUCGGAAAAUCAGUCUCUGUGCAAAAGUUUAUUGUGGAUUGGGCUGACGGUAAAGAAAAUGAGGAUGUUACUUUCAUAUUUCCUCUUGCAUUUCGAGAAAUGAACUUAAAGGAGAAAGAAACACAAAGCUUGACAAGUCUUAUACGUCAGUUUUUCCCAGAGAUAAAAGGACUGAACCUUGCAAGAAAUGAUAAAUUUAAAUUACUGUUCAUCCUUGAUGGUUUGGACGAAUGCCGUCUUCCUCUGAACUUUGAGGGUAAUGAGACUUGCCGUGAUGUAUCAUCACAAGUAUCUCUGGAUGUUCUCCUCACAAACCUCAUCAAGGGAAAUCUGCUUCCUUCUGCGCUCAUCUGGAUCACCACCAGACCAGCAGCUGCCAUUAAAAUUCCUCCCGAAUGUAUUAACCGCGUGACAGAAGUACAAGGAUUCAAUGAUGCACAAAAGGAGGAGUACUUCAGAAAAAGAUUCACAGAUGCGGAUCUGGCCAACGAAAUCAUUGAUUAUGUUAAACAAUCAAAGAGUCUUUUUAUCAUGUGCUACAUCCCAGUCUUCUGCUGGAUUUCAGCCACUGUUCUCCAGAACAUUUUAGAGGAGAAAAGAAAUAAUGAUCUGAAAAACAGUCAGGCUGAUGACGCCUCCAAAACACGGCAGGAAUCAAAUAAUGAAGACACUCCCAAGACUCUGACACAAAUGUACACACACUUUCUCCGCUUUCAGAUCCUGCAGAGCAGACGAAAAUAUGAUGGAGAAUACACACCAGAUGUUUCCUGGGAUAAAGAUGCCAUCCUUUCACUGGGGAGACUGGCAUUUCAUCAGCUGCAAAGAAACAAUCUGCUCUUUUAUGACACAGAUCUGGAAUCCUGUGGUAUUGAUGCCUCCCAAGCAUCAGUGUAUUCAAGCAUGUGUACCCAGAUGUUUAAGGAGGAAAAAGGGAUCAUUCUUGGUACCACUUUCUGCUUUGUUCACUUGAGCAUUCAAGAGUUUAUUGCAGCCCUUUAUGCACAUCUGUUUCUAGACAUCAACAAGAAAAGUGUGUUUUUUCAAGACUCUACAGUACAGGAAAACAAAAAUGAAGCCAUGCCUGAUUUGCUCAAAACUGCAGUGGACAAGGCACUUGAGAGUGACAAUGGACACCUGGAUCUUUUUCUUCGAUUCCUCCUUGGUUUGUCACUCCAGUCCAAUCAGAGACUCUUACAGGGUCUGUUGACGCAGCAAAAUAGAAAUGAGCAGAGCAAAAAGGAAAUAGUUCAGUACAUCAAGCAGAAAUUAGAAGAUAAGAAGAUGUCUCCAGAGAGAUCUAUCAAUCUGUUCUACUGUCUGAAUGAACUGAACGACCAAACUCUGGUGAACGAGAUUCAGACUCAACUUAGAGAAGGAAGUCUUUCAUCUGGUGAUCUUUCUCCUGCCCAGUGGUCUGCUGUGGCCUUCGUUUUGUUGACAUCAGAGGAAGAGCUGGAGGAAUUUGACCUUCAGAAGUUCAAGAAAUCAGACGAGUGUCUCUUUAGGCUAUUGGAAGUUUUAAAAAUCUCCAAAAGAGCUCUGCUAAAUGAUUGUGACUUAACAGAUGAGAGCUGUUCAAAUUUGGCUAAAGCUCUCGGAUCAGAUAACAAUCUGAUAGAGCUGAAUAUGAGCAAUAACAAUCUACUGGAUUCAGGAGUGAAGCAGCUCUGCAUUGGACUGGAGACGUGUAAAUUGGAGAUACUGAAGCUCAGUAAAUGUGUGGUAACAGAGGAAAGCUGUUCAGCUCUCACUUCAGUUCUCAGUUCAGACUCCAGCAAUCUGAAGGAACUUGAUCUGAGCAAUAAUAAUCUGCAGGAUUCAGGAGUGAAGCUGCUCUCUGAUGGACUGAAAGAGAACUGUACACUGGAGAUACUCAGACUCUCAGACUGCAGUAUCACUGAAGAAGGUUAUAAAGCUCUGGCUUCAGCUCUGAGAUCAAACCCUUCACACCUGAUAGAGCUGGAUCUCACAGGAAAUGAUCCUGGACAAUCAGGAGUGAAGGAGCUCAAUGAUUUACGACAUGAUCCGAUCUGCCAACUAAAGACACUGUUGAGAUUUUUGGGUCCUGCUGCAUAUGAAGCAUGUCAGUAUGUGGCUGGAAUUGUGAAUGAAAACCCAUUACUUCUGAGAGAGCUGAAUCUUAGUAAACAUAAACUAGACUUGAAGCGGCUCGCUCCUCUACUGCAGGAUAAACACUGUAAACUGAACAUACUGGUUCUGAAUAAUAGCUAUAUCACAGACAAAGAUUGUCGUGUUCUGGCUGAAGCUUUAAAUUCAAACCCUUCAAAUUUGAAAGAGCUGGAUUUGACUGGGACUGAACUCAGAAACACGGGAAUGAAGAUGUUCUCGACUCUGUUUGAGAACAAACAAUGUAGACUGGAAAAGCUUAAGUUUCAUUGUAUCUGUAUUACAAAAGAAGGUUGUGCUGCUCUGACUGCAGCGUUUAAUUCAAACCCCUCAAACCUGAUAGAGCUGGAUCUGAGUGAGAAUCCACUAGGAGACCCUGGAGUAACAGAAAUCUCCACUCUUCUGGGAAAUUCACAAUGCACACUAAAGAUACUCAGAAUGUCAAACUGCAGUAUCACUGAAGAAGGUUAUAAAGCUCUGGCUUCAGCUCUGAGAUCAAACCCUUCACACCUGAUAGAGCUGGAACUCACAGGAAAUGAUCCUGGACAAUCAGGAGUGAAGCAGCUUCUUGAUUCUCUAAAGGAUCCAGAGUGUAAACUCAAACUGAGGUUUUUGAGUCCUGCUGCAGAAGAAGCCUGUCAAUUUGUGAAAGGAAUUGUGGGUAAAAACCCGUUACUCCUGAAAGAGCUGAAUCUGAGUGAACGUGAACUAGGAGACACACGAGUGAAUCAGAUCUCUGCUCUACUGCAGGAUAAACACUGUAAACUCAACACACUGAUGCUGAAUAAUAACAGUAUUACAGAAGAAGGUUGUGCUGCUCUGACUUCAGCAUUUAAUUCAAAUCCUUCAAACCUGAUAGAGCUGGAUCUGAGUGGAAAUAAACUUGGAAACUCUGGAACAAAGAAGAUCUGUCCUCUUUUGGAAAAUACACAAUGCAGAUUGAAGAAACUUGAAUUGUCAGACUGCAGCAUUACAGAAGAUGGUUAUAAAGCUCUGGCUUCAGCUCUGAGAUCAAACCCUUCACACCUGAUAGAGCUGGAUCUCACAGGAAAUGAUCCUGGACCAUCAGGAGUAAAGGAGCUUCUUGAUGUACUACAGGAUCCAAACUGUAAACUAAUACUGAGGUUUUUGAAAAGUCCUGCUGCACAGGAAGCAUGUGAGUAUCUCACUCAAGUUCUGGGUAAAAGUCCAUUAGUACUGAAAGAACUGGAUCUGAGUGAAGAUAAAUUAGGAAACCUGGAUGGAGAGAAGCUCUCUGCUCUUUUGAUGGACUCUCAUAGCAAACUGGAGACAAUGAAGCUGAAUGAUUGUGAGCUGACAGAGAAAAGCUGUUCAGUUCUAGCUACUGUUCUUUCCACCAAAACCAUCCUGAAAGAGAUGAACCUGAACAACAGCCGUCUGCUGGACUCAGGAGUCAAAGAGAUCUGUGAGGGACUGAAGAAUCCUGUGUGUGAGCUGAAGAUACUCAAGCUCAGUAACUGUGCACUAACAGAGGAAAGCUAUUCAGCGCUUGCUUCAGUUCUCGGUUCAGACUCCAGCAGUCUGAAGGAACUUGAUCUGAGCAAUAAUAAUCUGCAGGAUUCAGGAGUGAAGCCGCUUUCUGAUGGACUGAAAGAGAACUGUAAACUGGAGAAACUCAGACUUUCAAACUGCAGUAUCACAGAAGAAGGUUAUAAAGCUCUGGCUUCAGCUCUGAGAUCAAACCCUUCACACCUGAUAGAGCUGGAUCUCACAGGAAAUGAUCCUGGACAAUCAGGAGUGAAGCAGCUCAGUGAUUUACUACAGGAUCCAAACUAUUCACUGAAGACACUGAGGUUUUUGGGUGCUGCUGCAGAUGAAGCCUGUCAGUUUGUGACUAGAAUUGUGGGUAAAAACCCGUUACUCCUGAGAGAACUGAAUCUGAGUUUACAUGAACUAGGAGACACACGAGUGAAUCAGAUCUCUGCUCUACUGCAGGAUAAACACUGUAAACUCAACACACUGAUGUUGAAUAAUAACAAUAUUACAGCAGAAGGUUGUGCUGCUCUGACUUCAGCAAUUUAUUCAAAUCCGUCAAACCUAAAAGAGCUGGAUCUGAGUGGAAAUAAACUACGAAACACAGGAAUAGAGAAGAUCUGUCAUCUGUUGAACAAUCCACAAUUCAGAUUGGAGAAACUAAGACUUUCAGAAUGCAGUAUCACUGGAGAAAGUUAUGAAACAUUGACUUCAGCUCUGAGAUCAAACUCAUAUCUGAUAGAGCUGGAUCUCACAGGAAAUGAUCCUGGACAAUCAGGAGUGCAGCAGAUCCUUGAUUUCCUAAAGAAUGAGCAGUAUACAUUAAAGAACAUCAGGUUUUUGAAAAGUCCUGCUGCAGAGGAAGCAUGUGAUCAUCUCACUAAAGUUUUGGGUACAAAUCCAUUACUACUGAAAGAACUGGAUCUGAGCAGAAUUGAAUUAGGAGUUCUGGGUGGAGAGAAACUCUCUGCUCUUUUGAUGGACUCUCACAGCAAAGUGGAGAAAAUAAAGCUGAAUGAUUGUGAGCGGACAGAGAAAAGCUGUUCAGUUCUAGCUACUGUUCUCUCCUCCAAAACCAUCCUGAAAGAGAUGAACCUGAACAACAGUCGUCUGCUGGACUCAGGAGUCAAAGAGAUCUGUGAGGGACUGAAGAAAUCUAAGCUGAAGAUACUGAAACUUUCAGACUGCAGUAUCACUGAAGAAGGUUAUAAAGCUCUGGCUUCAGCUCUGAGAUCAAACCCUUCACACCUGAUAGAGCUGGAUCUCACAGGAAAUGAUCCUGGACAAUCAGGAGUGAAGCAGCUCGAUGAUUUACAACAUAGUAAUGUCAAUGCACUCACUGUCUAUAGGUUUUUGGGUCCUGCUGCAGAGAAAGCCUGUCAGUAUGUGAAAGGAAUUGUGGGUAAAAACCCGUUACUCCUGAGAGAGCUGAAUCUGAGUGAACAUGAACUAGGAGACACACGAGUGAAUCAGAUCGCUGCUCUACUGCAGGAUAAACACUGUAAAUUAGACACAAUUCAUCUGCGUAAGUGUGGUCUAACAGAGGAAAGCUGUUCAGUUCUUGCUACAGUCCUGAGAUCAAACUCCAGUCUGAAAGAGCUUGACAUGAGCAACAAUAAUCUGCAGGAUUCAGGAGUGAAGAAACUCUGCACUGGACUGAAGAGUGUAAAUUGCAAAUUAGAGAUACUGAGACUUUCAGACUGCAGUAUCACUGAAGAAGGUUAUAAAGCUCUGGCUUCAGCUCUGAGAUCAAACCCUUCACACCUGAUAGAGCUGGAUCUCACAGGAAAUGAUCCUGGACAAUCAGGAGUGAAGCAGCUCGAUGAUUUACAACAUAGUCGAUGGAAUCCACUGAAAACAACACUGAGGUUUUUGGGUCCUGCUGCAGAGAAAGCCUGUCAGUAUGUGAAAGGAAUUGUGGGUAAAAACCCGUUACUCCUGAGAGAACUGAAUCUGAGUGAACGUGAACUAGGAGGCACACGAGUGAAUCAGAUCGCUGCUCUACUGCAGGAUAAACACUGUAAAUUAGACACAAUUCAUCUGCGUAAGUGUGGUCUAACAGAGGAAAGCUGUUCAGUUCUUGCUACAGUCCUGAGAUCAAACUCCAGUCUGAAAGAGCUUGACAUGAGCAACAAUAAUCUGCAGGAUUCAGGAGUGAAGAAACUCCAGAACGGAUUAGAAGAUACAAACUGCACACUGCAGAAACUCAGGCUAAAUAAAUGUAACUUAACAGACAAAAGCUGUUCAGCUCUGGCUACAGUUCUUGGAUCAGAUACCAAUCUGAAAGAGCUGAACCUGAACAAUAAUAAUCUGCAGGAUUCAGGAGUGAAGCUGCUCUGUACUGGACUGAAGAGUGUAAAAUGUAAAUUAGAGAUACUGAGGUAA
Messenger RNA from Sinocyclocheilus rhinocerous, 6482 nucleotides. RefSeq lists its product as uncharacterized. The transcript has 30 exons. The record is from RefSeq and is a predicted model, not a curated record. The coding region runs from base 90 to 6482 and encodes 2130 amino acids. Lineage: Eukaryota; Metazoa; Chordata; Actinopteri; Cypriniformes; Cyprinidae. Gene Ontology annotation, molecular function: protein binding.